AUGGAUGAUUCCAGAGCUUUUCAAUGUGUCCCUUCAAUUCUUCUCUUUUUUCUCCUCCCCAAAACACUCACAUUUUCUUCGAUCCCAAAAUCUUCUGAAUCCGACGCUGCCAUUGUCGAUGUUGAACCUUAUAACGCUGUUCCCGAAGCCAAAGUAGCAGCAGAACCAGAACCAGCUCAGAUUGUUGAGGCUUCCAAGGAAGUGGCUAAAAGGGAAGACAUUGUUGUUGUUGUUAUGAUUGGGGGUCCCCAAUACAUUAUUUUCCCUGGAAGAUAUCUCCACACCCUGAGGCUGAAAGGUGCAAAUAUCGACGAUAAGAUUGUUCUAAACAAGGUAUUGCUUGUGGGAACAAAAACUACAUAUAUUGGAAAACCUGUAGUAACUAACGCUGCUGUACAUGCUGUUGUUGAGGAGCAGGGACUAAACCCAAGAGUAGUUGUCUUCAAGUACAAGAAGAAGAAAAAUUAUCGGAGAAAUAUUGGACAUCGACAGCCAAAUACUCGGAUAAGGAUAACAGGCAUCACAGGCUACCAAGACUAUCCGUCCGUUACGCUCAACUCCUAAAAUUCCUUUGUGGAGGGUCAGGGGUGUUAACUUGUAAUUGUUUUAUGGAGUUCCCCUUCCUCAUCUUCAUCAUUUUGUUUCCAGUUGGUUUGUAGCUUGAUAUAACUCUCAACAGAUCAGCAUUAAUUGUCAAAAAUGAUGUUAUUUUUAUG
This is a messenger RNA of Hibiscus syriacus, 716 nucleotides long. RefSeq names its product 50S ribosomal protein L21, chloroplastic-like. Gene Ontology annotation, cellular component: ribosome. Gene Ontology annotation, biological process: translation. The transcript has 6 exons. Gene Ontology annotation, molecular function: RNA binding; structural constituent of ribosome. NCBI's taxonomy places the organism in Eukaryota, Viridiplantae, Streptophyta, Magnoliopsida, Malvales, Malvaceae. The record is from RefSeq and is a predicted model, not a curated record. The coding region runs from base 1 to 564 and encodes 187 amino acids.